AUGGCCCGUGGCUUACAUUUGUGCUUGGCCUUCGCCGGUAUUGCUUCGGCAGCCUUCACUGGCAACCUCAACUACGAUUCUCCCUCAAAGCAUCAUGCGUCGCUAGGUAUAUCGAUUAGCAAGGUGGCUAAACGGACCUACGGUAGCUCUCCUCAGGAUCCAAACCAGUUGAAUUUCACUCAUGGCAUUGCUUCCGGUGAUCCCUACGACGAUAGCGUCAUCCUGUGGACGAGGGCUGCACCAAGUAGUGAUAAUAAUGAGAGUAAUGUUACUGUCUCAGGCUACGUCCCACUCUACGAUCAUUCGACUGAGCAGUAUGUCGCAAAGAGCAACUCUCCGAUCUGCGUUGAUUGGAAAAUCAGCACUUCGAAAUCAUUCGACCAUGUUAUCAAUUCUGGCAGAGCAUAUACUAGUUCUGAUAUCGACUACACUAUCAAGGCAAAUAUGCUUGCUCUCGAAAAUUCCCAACGAUAUACUAAUGGCCACUAUCAAUUCAAUGUGUGUAAUUCUAACAACAGCUCCCCUAUCGGCCGUACCAAGACGAUUCCCUCUUCCAACGACAAAGUCUCAGAACCCGUGAGACUUGCUGUGUACUCCUGCAGCAAUUAUCCGUUUGGUUUCUUCAAUGCGUACGGUAAUCCGGUUAGGAAGGACUCCGUCGACUACGUGAUCCAUCUUGGUGACUACAUAUACGAGUACGCUAAUGGCGAAUACGGAUGGGGUAAUUCUUACGAUCGAAUUCCACUUCCAGACCGGGAGAUACUCACUCUCUAUGAUUACCGAAAGCGUAUCGCCACAUACAGAACUGAUCUGGAUUUGCUAGCGAGCCAUCAGAACUUCCCCUGGAUAGCUGUAUGGGAUGACCAUGAGGUGGCUGAUAACACCUGGCGUAGCGGUUCAUCUCACAUGAACAAUACUGAGGAGUCAUUCAUAAUGGAUGGUGGCGUAUCAGUUGAUCAACGGAAGAUGAAUGCUGUCAGAGCAUAUUUCGAAUGGAUGCCUAUUCGACAAGUUGACAUGGACGACAAUUUACGGAUAUGGCGUAAAUUUAAAUUCGGCAAUUUAUUCGAUCUUGUCAUGUUAGAUACUCGGCAGUAUGAUCGAGCAAUCACUGAUGUGUAUUGGAAUACCGAAUACUUGGGCGAAAUUUACAACGAUGCUAGCCGGACCCUGAUGGGUCCGCGACAAGAAGCGUGGUUUUAUCGUACGUUGCGUGAGAGUUCGACUCGAGGAGCUACCUGGCGCGUCAUAGACCUCCCCUACAAUUACGACCAAUGGGAUGGAUACCAAGCUAAUCGCAACCGCACGUUUCACGUCAUCUACGAGAACAACAUAGGAAAUAAUGUGUUCCUCGCCGGAGACUCUCAUGCUUCCUGGGUAUCUGACCUCGUGUGGCUUGACGAGCAUCCUUACGAUUCGGCCACUGGAUCUGGAUCAAUGGGUGUUGAGUUUGCUGGAUCUGCUGUGAGCUCCCCAUCCCCGGCCGGACAGAACGUCACGUUAGACGCCGCCAUGUCUUAUUCGGAAAGGUUGACAGCUGCAAAUGCUGAGCUCCAGUGGCAAGAAUUAUAUUACCGUGGGUAUUACGAGCUAUAUAUUAGCCACGAAAAGGUUGACGCCUCAUUCUUCGGUAUCCCGACCACCACCGUCCGUAACGGAUACGAGAUCCCCUUAGCAAAUUUCACUGUUCUUGCAGGUGAGAAUAAAUUACAUCGAACUAAUGGAUCUCCCGCUGUAGGAAAUAUAGAGACUGGAAGUAUUAAGGGCGGCACCCCCACACAUUCAAACUUGACAUAUGACACAGAGACUAAAACGUGGUUUACAUACACCGGCCUUUAG
Molecule: messenger RNA, 1839 nt
Organism: Annulohypoxylon truncatum
Lineage: Eukaryota; Fungi; Ascomycota; Sordariomycetes; Xylariales; Hypoxylaceae
Product: PhoD-like phosphatase-domain-containing protein
Exons: 7
Coding region: 1-1839 (612 amino acids)
Source: RefSeq, a predicted model, not a curated record